Aplosporella prunicola CBS 121167 is the source of this 1137-nucleotide messenger RNA. RefSeq lists its product as uncharacterized. The transcript is spliced from 5 exons. NCBI's taxonomy places the organism in Eukaryota, Fungi, Ascomycota, Dothideomycetes, Botryosphaeriales, Aplosporellaceae. Gene Ontology annotation, biological process: branched-chain amino acid metabolic process. The coding region runs from base 1 to 1137 and encodes 378 amino acids. The record is from RefSeq and is a predicted model, not a curated record. Gene Ontology annotation, molecular function: branched-chain-amino-acid:2-oxoglutarate transaminase activity.
AUGGCCUCGACCUUCCCCCCGCCGCCCGUCAACACAAUUGACUGGAGCAAUGUCGGCUUCAAGGUUCGGGAAGUGAACGGUCACAUUGAGGCUACCUACAGCAAGACAACCGGCCAAUGGACGGAGCCCGAGUUCGUCGCGGAUCCUUUUUUACGCAUCCACGGCAUGGCUCCAGGCCUUAACUAUGGACAGCAAUGCUACGAGGGUAUGAAGGCUUUCCGCGGUCCGGGCGACAAGGACAUCUUCAUCUUCCGCCCCACGAUGAAUGCCGAGCGUAUGCAGCACUCCGCGUCUUACAUCUCUAUCCCCGAGGUGCCCAAGGAUCUUUUCAUCAAGGCCUGUCGUUUGGCAGUGUCGCUCAAUGCUGGCUAUGUCCCCCCGCAUGAGACCGGCUCCGCUAUGUACAUCCGCCCGCUCCUCUUCGGCUCAAGUGCCCAAUUGGGAUUGCAACCUCCUGAGGAGUACACCUUCUGUGUGUUUGUCAUGCCGACUGGAGUUUACCACGGUGUGCACCCCGUGGAUUGCCUGAUCCUUGAGGACUUUGAUCGGGCCGCUCCCGAAGGUACUGGUUCGGCAAAGGUCGGCGGAAACUACGCACCGGUCCUCAGGCACAGCGACAAGGCACGGGCCGAGGGUUUUGGUAUUACUCUGCACCUUGACAGCAAGACCCGGACUGAGAUUGACGAGUUCUCAACGUCGGGUUUCAUUGGUGUUAAGAAGAACGGGGAUGACAUCACCAUGGUUGUGCCUGACAGCAAGAACGUCAUCAAAAGUGUUACCUCCGACAGCGUACAACAAAUCGCCAAGUCUUUUGGUUGGAAGGUCGAAGUCCGACCGGUCAAAUACGAGGAGUUGCCUAGUUUCACCGAAGUCAUGGCAGCUGGUACAGCCGCAGCGCUUGUCCCCAUCAAGUCCAUCACGAUGAGGUCUAAGGGCGACAAGAUUGAAUAUAUCAAGGAUGACGAGCCAGGUCUGAUUUGUAUCAAGCUGAUCGAAACGCUUCAAGGCAUCCAGCGUGGCAAGAUCGAAGAUUCUUUUGGUUGGCUCGACAAGAUCGAGGAGGCAAAGGGCUACAAGGUAAGGGGCGGAAGCAACACCACCAGCGGCACGGAGGACAACGUCGACAAGCUGCCAUGA